This is a messenger RNA of Phycodurus eques (leafy seadragon), 1685 nucleotides long. It is a transcript of the gene hormad1, whose product is annotated as HORMA domain containing 1. Lineage: Eukaryota; Metazoa; Chordata; Actinopteri; Syngnathiformes; Syngnathidae. The record is from RefSeq and is a predicted model, not a curated record. The coding region runs from base 287 to 1480 and encodes 397 amino acids. The transcript has 14 exons.
UUCAGCGUCUGGCUCACCGAUUAGCAACAAUUUUCAACUAGAUUAACUCUUUGUACUGGUAAAAUUCACCAUCCUAGUGUGACAAAUCUUUCGUGUGUGUGUGUGUUUAUUUUUAGCUAAAUAUACAAAUGCUGCAUUAAAUUACAGCCUUAUUUUUUAAAGAUUUGCUGUGAUAGCUAGCUAUUUUACGUGCAAGCUAAUUCAUUUGCUAAUCUAACGCAAUCCAACUAAUCAUCCUCAAGAUUAAAAUCUUGAUUUUUCUUCCAGAUUUUUGCUUAGAGAAGACAUGGCAUGUGUGCAACAAGUGAGGACAUCUAAGGACACUCAGGUUUUUCCCAGUCAGGUUGAGUCCGAGCUGCAGUCUAUCUCUGUCAUCAAGAGUCUUCUGGCCAUUGGUGUGUCAGGCAUCAUGUACCUGCGAGGAAUUUUUCCAGAGAAAGCCUACGGGAGCAAAUAUGUUGAUGAUCAGCGAGUGAUGAUCCUCAGAGAGGAGCGCAGUUGUCCCGGUGCCUGUCAGAUUGUUGAGUGGAUUGUGGGAUGUUUUGACGCCAUCCAGAUGAAAUAUCUACAGACCGUCAUUAUGUCUGUCUCCUCAGACCCUGAUGAUCCGCAGGUAACGUGCUUCCAGCGUGAUGACCCAACAAAAAACAAUGUUGAACACUUAACAGGAUUCCUGCACGUGUUAUGGGUCUGCUUUCAGAAAGUGACAGAGUUUUAUCAAUUCAGGAUUCAGUACAACACAGAAGGGGCACAAAUGGACUUUGAGAGCACCCAAAACAAGAAUUUUGUCACGUCGUUUGGCAGCACGAAGAAGGCCAGCAGCCUGCUGGUGAGGAAGCUCUACACGCUUAUGCAGAACCUCGGCCCUCUCCCCAACAAAAUCUUCCUCAACAUGACGCUGACCUACUACGAUGCUGUAACGCCGCACGACUACCAGCCACCUGGCUUCAAGGAGGCCGAUGGCGACAUGCUGGUAUUUGAGCGGGAACCGGUGAGACUGACCAUGGGCGAGGUGGUCACACCCUUCCACUCGCUUAAACUGGACAUGGCCACCGAGAGACACAGGCUGGAGCCGGUGGAGGAGAACCCUGGCGGGAGAAACAGAUGGCUUCUCAAGGUAAAACGUGAUGGGAGCCUGUCAGAGAGGUCUGUGAUUGAAGAUGUGGAUGACACACCCAAAACGGACAACACAGACAACAAUGCACAAGAAAUUGAGCUGAGGUGCCAUGAGAAGAUGGACACUUGUGAGGUCACCACAAUGGAGGCCGUCGUGCUAAAGAGGACUUGCGACAUGGAGGCAGACGUGAUGACCACCAGGAGUGGACGCAUCAUUCAACACUACACGCAGACAAAGGGAACGAUGAACGCCAGGAAGCAAGCAGCUAUUAAGAAAAAUACGGUUUGUCAGUACGAAAUCCCCAAUAGUCAGGAGACACCUCGGAAGAAACGCAAGUUCAGCGAGUCCAAAGACAACCUGUGAGCCAAAACACACUUGCCUCCCUUUUAAGUUUGUCAAUGUUCAACUGUGAGGUACUUUAAAAUGACACACAUGGUCUUUAUUGUUUCAGCAGCAUGUUGUUCAAGGUUAGAAGAGUUUUUUAUUUUAGAUUCAAUUCAUGUUGUAAUUAUUUGGAUUCUUGCUUUGUUGUAGAUCCAUUUUAAAUGUUGACCAAACAAGUUUGACU